Molecule: messenger RNA, 1409 nt
Organism: Brassica napus (rape)
Lineage: Eukaryota; Viridiplantae; Streptophyta; Magnoliopsida; Brassicales; Brassicaceae
Product: guanylyl cyclase 1
Exons: 10
Coding region: 300-1115 (271 amino acids)
Source: RefSeq, a predicted model, not a curated record
GAAAGAUGAAUGAGAAAGAAGGAAUAAAAAGACAAAGCGAAAAGGGAUUUUAAUUUAGAGCAAAAUCAUAGGAUUCGUCGCUUUCCACAGCUUCGUCUCCUUUAUCCAAACCGUUUUGAUUAUUAUUUUCCAGGAAAAAAAAGUAGGAGGAAAAUUAUUCAGAGAAUUAUUGCUUCUCCCUAACGCCUAGAACCGUCUUGCAUCUUAAGCAAAGGUCUAAAGCAGCGAGAUCAUUAGAUAACGCUGUUACUGCUUAUAGUGUGUGGAAGAACAACAACACACUUUGGGUUUAUUUAUUCAUGUGGCCUCUUUGUUUUCUGCUCAACAAGAUUUUGAAAGUCCAGGGGAGAUCAGAAGAAGGACAAGAUGGAGAUUCCAUUUCUCCUAAAUAUUCACAGUUUGAUCAUUCCUUUGUUACUACUAGUCAUGGCAGCCUCAAUGCUCCAUCCUCGUCGUCCCACAUGGAAGUCCCUCAUGUACAUCAGCUAGCUUCGUGGGACUGUGGCCUCGCUUGUGUUCUCAUGGUUCUCCGAGCUAGCGGCAUCACUAGCUGUACUAUUGAGGAUCUGGCUGAGAUUUGCUCCACAAAUAGCAUUUGGACUGUUGAUCUGGCAUAUUUACUGCAAAGGUUCUGCGUGGAAUUUUCUUAUUGCACAAUCACAUUCGGAGCUAAUCCAAAUUACUCCAUUGAGGAGUUUUACAAGGAGCAGCUCCCUGAAGAUCUGCUGCGUGUGGAUUUACUCUUUAGAAAAGCACAUGAAUCUGGCAUUGUUAUACAGUGCAGGUCAGUUAGUAUCGAUGAGAUUUCUUGUUUGCUACUGUCGGGGAACUAUAUCGCCAUUGCAUUAGUCGACCAAGACAAGCUAAGCAAGUCUUGGUUGGAGGAAGUGAUUGUCGCUGGUCUUCACAGCAGCAACUCCAGCUACACUGGUCACUACAUUGUGAUAUGUGGCUACGAUGCUGUAAAGAAUGAGUUCGAGAUCAGAGAUCCCGCCAGUUCCAAGAUGCACGAGAGAGUCUCGUCAAAAUGCCUAGAGAAUGCCCGGAAAUCGUUUGGUACAGACGAAGAUCUUCUCCUGAUUAGCUUGGAGAACAUGAAGAAGCAGAAAGAAUAGUUCUCUAUCUUCUUCAUCAUCAUCAAAUGAGUGUGGAUUAAAAUGAAACCCACCCGAGUGUUCUAUCCCAGAAGAGCAAUACUAGUUUACAUAUACAUAUAUAUAUAUAUAUACGUAUAAAUGGAUGUUGCCCAACAUAUUCAUAUAGAGGUUCAUGGAUCAUAAGUGAGUAUAGGUUUGACAUUGAUCAGAUUUGUCUCUGUUUCUAAGCUGUUAUAGUUAUUCCUUGUUGUACAAAUCGGUUUUGUCAUAAAAGUCCCUUUAGGAUGUGAAUGCAAUAUAAGAUUUGAUUGA